Messenger RNA from Paraphaeosphaeria sporulosa, 3577 nucleotides. RefSeq lists its product as uncharacterized. The transcript is spliced from 7 exons. Gene Ontology annotation, molecular function: Glc3Man9GlcNAc2 oligosaccharide glucosidase activity. Gene Ontology annotation, cellular component: endoplasmic reticulum membrane. Gene Ontology annotation, biological process: oligosaccharide metabolic process; protein N-linked glycosylation. Lineage: Eukaryota; Fungi; Ascomycota; Dothideomycetes; Pleosporales; Didymosphaeriaceae. The coding region runs from base 270 to 3404 and encodes 1044 amino acids. The record is from RefSeq and is a predicted model, not a curated record.
CUCGGCUCAGAAGCCAACACCAACGCGGCCUGUAUUUACUUCUCUUGCCUGCCUCCAGCCGCCGACCUCCCACUUCUCCUCGUCCUACGUACGCAGCCUAUACCCAUUGUUUCGUCCGAUCAUUCCUUUGCAUCUUCUGUUCUAGUCUGGCCGAUUGCCUAUUGACCGCUAUAACUCGCUAGCGACAAUUGCCAUUCUCUCUGCAGCACCACCACCAGUCACUCGUUUGACACCCAGCCCCACCUACUGCGAGGGCACAUACAGUCGCCAUGGUUCUCAUUGAGAAUCAAGAAUACCUCUGCGAGGAGGAGAAGCGCCUCAAGCAGGACCGCGAGCGCACCGCCUACUGGAAGAAAUGGGGCACCUACCUUGCCGAGCGGCAGUGGGCGACCGUUCGCGAAGACUACUCCCACGACGGUGACGCAUGGAGCCAUUUUACUCACGACAUGGCGCGCUCAAGAGCCUUUCGAUGGGGCGAGGACGGCAUUGCUGGCAUUUCUGACUCGCAUGGACUACAGAACAUUGGCUUCGCCUUUUGGAACGAGAAGGAUGAUUUUCUCAAGGAACGCUUGUUUGGCUUGUCCAACCCACAGGGCAACCACGGCGAGUCGUUGAAGGAAUGCCACUUUCACUUGGACAACACUCCGACGCAUUCGUACACCAAGUAUCUGUACAAAUACCCCCAGCGCGCAUUCCCGUACGAAGACCUGAUCAAGGAGAACGCGAAGCGUACCAGGCUCGAGCGCGAGUACAAUAUGAUUGAUACUGGCAUUUUCGAUGAUAACAAAUACUGGGAUAUCUUCAUCGAGACUGCGAAGGAGGCGGACAAUCCCGAGGAGAUUCUGUGCCGUGUUACAGCAUACAACCGUGGACCCGAGCCUGCCCCGCUGCACAUUGUGCCACACGUAUGGUUCCGCAACACUUGGUCCUGGGGACACGAGGAGCCCGAGAAGCGACCCUCUAUUCGAAAACUUGGCGAGACCACAGCAGUCUCCAAGCACCACAAGCUUGGUGAGCGAUAUUUCCAGUUGUCGCCAUCUCCGGGCGUCGGCCCCAGUGGGGAUGAUGUGCAGCCCAAGCUGCUGUUCACAGAGAACGAGACCAACUACAAGACACUAUGGGGCGGAGAGAACAAGACACCUUACGUCAAGGAUGGCAUCCACCGCCACAUCUGUGACAACGAGAAGGAUGCUGUAAAUCCUGAGAAUUUCGGGACCAAGACCGCCGCGUGGUACGCAUUCGACGAAGGCGAUGGCGUUGCUCCUGGCGAGUGUGCCGUUGUGCGUUUCCGCUUCUCUCAGCGGUACGAUGGCUACAUCGACGAAGAGCUCUUCGACGACAUCAUGGAGCAACGUCGCGCUGAGGCGGACGAGUUCUACUACCGAAUCAGCCCGAUGCCAAUGGCAGAUGACCUGCGCAACAUCCAGCGUCAGGCUCUGUCCGGCAUGCUCUGGUGCAAGCAAUACUACCACUUCAUUUGGGACCAGUGGGCUAACGGCGACCCUGGUAUGCCUCCACCUCCCCCGGGUCGAAAGGCCAUACGGAACAAAGAGUGGAAGCACAUGUUUCUGGACGACAUCCUGUCUAUGCCUGACUCGUGGGAAUAUCCGUUCUUCGCUGCAUGGGACAGCGCUUUCCACUGCCUGCCGCUGGCCAUGAUCGAUCCGGACUUCGCCAAGAAACAGCUGGAUCUGUUCACGCGCGAAUGGUACAUGCAUCCCAAUGGACAGCUGCCCGCCUACGAAUGGAACUUUGGUGAUGUGAAUCCGCCUGUGCACGCAUGGGCGUUGUACAGGGUCUUCAAGAUCGAACGCAAGAUGUACGGCCGUGAAGACUACGACUGUCUGGAACGUGUCUUCCAAAAACUCCUCCUCAACUUCACGUGGUGGGUAAACCGCAAGGAUACGGAUGGCAAGAACAUUUUUGAAGGUGGUUUCCUUGGCCUCGACAACAUCGGUAUCUUCAAUCGCUCCGACCCGCUACCAACGGGCGGUGUACUCGAACAAGCAGACAGCACAGGAUGGAUGGGCUUCUUCUGCUUGAAUAUGCUCAACAUCUGUCUCGAGCUUGCGAAGCGCCGACGCAUUUACGAAGACAUGGCUUCUAAAUUCUUCGAGCACUUCAUCAUGAUCAGCGACGCAAUGCAAUACCGCUCGGGCGGAGAAGCAAAGCCGCUCUGGAAUGAUGAGGAUGGCUUCUAUUACGAUGCUAUAUCGUGGGGUGGUCCUUGGAGCCAUCAGAUGCCGGUGCGGUCUUUAGUCGGCUUGAUUCCCCUAUAUUCUACCCUGACUCUCGAACCCGAGGUUAUCAAUCAGUUCCCAAGCUUCAAGAAGCGAGUCAACUGGUUCAUCGAGAACCGCAAAGAAACUGCUGACCGCAACAUUGCAUCGAUGAAGAAGCGCGGUGAGGGUGACCGCCUCCUCCUGUCUCUUGUGAACGAAGACCGUCUGAAGAAGAUAAUGAAGAGGAUGCUGGACGAGAGUGAGUUCCUCGCAGACCACGGCAUCCGCUCCAUGUCCAAGUAUCACAAGGAUCAUCCCUACUCAAUGGAUGUAAACGGGCAACGCUAUGAAGUAGCCUAUCUCCCUGGCGACUCGGACAGUGGACUUUUUGGCGGCAACAGCAACUGGCGUGGACCGAUCUGGAUGGCCGUCAACACCCUCCUCAUUGAAUCCUGCCAGCGAUUCUUCCUAUACUACGGCAACAACCUAAAGGUUGAAUGUCCCACCGGAUCCGGCGACUACAUGCAUCUCGGACACGUGGCCGAGGAACUGCAGCAUCGCCUCCAGCAUCUCUUCGCGCGCAAUGACGAAGGUGAACGAGCCGUAAACGAUGGCAACGAGAUGCUGAACUUUGAUCCCAACUGGAAAGACUACUUGUGGUUCCACGAGUUCUUCGAUGGCGACACGGGCCGCGGUCUCGGCGCAAGUCAUCAGUGUGGUUGGACUGGUCUGAUCGCAAAGAUGAUCCAUGACACUGGCAUGACUUGCCGUCUCCCUCAGACGCCACGUACACCAACAGCCGCAGCCGCCCAUUACUUUGAUGACAUAUGGAGCACAGCGGGCAAGCCGAAGAAGCCCCACCACCUCCGCCGAUCAUCCACUAGCCGUAGUAUCGGCUUCCGCAGCGACUGGGGGGGUUCAGCCAAUGGUGAUGAUGUCGAGCCUGAGAGGGCAAACUUCAACCGUACGAAUUCGAUCGGUUACCUCGAUGCGGACGCGCUCCGGAAGAAGCAGGAAAUGGACCAACAUGUUGCCAGCUAUGUCAGCGACCAGCUGUCCAGAAUCAAGAGCGGCGAUUCGAAUGAGUUCGACAGCGGAGAGUUGGAGGCCAGCCUAGACGGCGGUUUGGAGAUGAAGCCUAAUGGCCGCAAAAAGGGUCGCGAGAACUACUUUUCGAAGUAACGUUGUGCAUAGCUACAAGCAUACCUGGGCGUAGACUGGCUGGGGUUUUUAAAUUGGGUUUGCUGAAUCAGGCCAAGAAAAGUUUGAUGCAAUGGGGUUGGUCGACCUAGAGAAGACCUAGAUAGCUUCGCUGCUGCUAUUUGUUAGCACGCUUAACACUUAUCGCACUGUCC